CAUGAACCAGCAGGUGUGGCGAGAGUGGUUGUGGGAUUUUGAAAAUAGUAGGGCCAAUACUGCCAGUUUUGCCUCUGUUGCUGUGUCUGUGGCUACUCCGGAGGAGGAUGACAUCGUGAAUGACUUGAGUAGCGGCGAAUGGACAGCGUAAGGCAGGUCGUGUGUGUCGCGGGGUUUAGUGUACGUUGGACGCUGUGAGCUGUAGUAUGAGGUACAGGAACGGUGGCGACCAGAGAGCCUAUGUCGUGCUUAUGCUAGGGUGAUAGCUUAUUCAGUCCCUGUUGUGCGGUACCAGUGCACGCAGUACUCGAGGCAAAUGGCGAACUGGGGAAGUGACAGCAACUUGGUCGAGAAGGUGUGCAAAGCGAUUUGGACCCUCCUGGAUCGGAUGAGGCUCGUUUCAUGACGUCGGCUCGCCGAGGGCACGAGUGUCGUCAGUCGCCGUAUGUGUGUUGGCGCCGCCGGCAUCACGGGUGCCCCGUGGUCGUGGCCGCUGUUUGAGACAGGGUAUACCCCCCGUACACUGUCAACUGUUUUGGAUUAUUAUCGUUGUCGCUGUUCAGACCCACGGGGUGGCAGUAGCAAUGACGCUUUAGACAGUCUUGUUGGUCCGUAGAUGAAAGAAUGUGUACCAGUACCUCUCACAGGUCCGCUGCAUUGUGAUCAUUGCCUCUUGCCGCAGAAUCGCGCGGUGAAACAGUGGGCCAGUUGUAAACUGUCGAGGCGCAGCCUUGGCGUCGGAUCCAGUGUGGACUUCUGAUGAUAUGGGAGGUGCAGCCAAGCGUCCAUUUCGUGGUCACGAGGGUGUGUACGCUGAUGGGGGCACGCUUGCUGAGGGAGGUGCUGCAGACGCUGUUAGGGGGAAGAGAACUGCAGGCGACAGCAGGACACAGUUAGUCGCACUCUUGUUGAUGGGGUAACGUGGUGUUUGUUCAGAUAGGCGCAUGCCGCAUCUGUACGCGAUUUGCAUUUUAUGAAGCGCAAUGGUUCCCAGUUGUGUUUUCGGGUGUGCGUCGGUGUUAGAAGCGUUUAACGGACGCUUGGUAGAAUGGUGAAAAUACGAGGGACUUCCGGACGCUCCUCACAUCCAUUGAAUGCUACCCGGCUCACCUAUAAGGCUUUUUGAAUGUUGAUGGCAACCAACAGUACUGCACGUAUAGGUGUUGCAUCUUUCCCAGCUGCACCCUCCUUCCCCCCAACAACCCCGUCUGUUGUCUUGUGAUGAUCCGAAUUGAUGUCAAUGCAGGGGUGAGAGAGGUUCAUUCACCUGACGGAUCUUUCUCAUGAUCUCCCGUUCUUCGCUCUGGCCUGAUGCACGUUCUUCGUUUCAUAAUGCAACUAUUGCAGGCUGUGUUUGGGAGGCUUUCUUUUGCUGUUGCUGGACACGUCUUACGCGUGCAAAGAUAGGUAGGAGGGGUGGUCGGGAUCAGGAAGCUGUGGUCGAAGGUUCUCGUUGGCUCAGAUCAUCCGUCGUCUACCUUCAGCAAGGCCUGGUGAGUUUCGGUUUUCCGAACACACAAGGGCGGGGUGCUCGAAACGAAACGUCAGCAACCAUGUAUGGGGGAGAUGAAUCUGAGUCACUCAUGAAGGCCUGGCAGCAGGCAUCAGCGGAAUCGAAACACGCGGGUGAGAGUGAUCUAGUACGGCAGCGGCUGACCAGUCAGCUCAUUCUGUGUAAGUGGGAUGUGUCGUCGUUCACUGAGUGGCCACGUGCGGAGAUGACAUCGUAGUGCGGGGAGAAACGGGCAAGGCACUGUUGUGGUGUGGUAUAUCGCGCGGGAAGAACUGUUUCGUCUUUUCCAGUAAACGAGCAUCAGCGACACUGCGGCGAAUGCCACUGGGUUGCUGCGGUGAAGACGACUGCAGCAGCGUGCUUGAGAGGUUUUGAAUUUCUCCGCGCUGCGCCGGUAGAAUGGUAGAUGUCGCGUAAAGAACUGUCCUCCUACAGGAACAUUAGUUAACGACUUAGCAGUUGUUAGCUAAUUUCGGGAAUACGCUCUUCAGGAGGAUGUAGAACGGACAGAUGAGACAAGCGUCGUAUAAAGUGUGUGUCGGGGUAGCAUGAGACAGGAUAUGCCGUGGUUGUCGGCUGCUGAUAUCGGAUUGCGCGGUGCACCUGGAUCGAUCGUCGAAUGGGGGCACACAUUCUUUCGAAAAACGAAAUCUUGGAGGCCAGAAGCCGACGCGUAUCCUAGAUGAAGAUACAAGUCUUUUUUGAAUACCAGAUGGGCACUCGGACACAAAUCGUAUCACAGAGCUUAUGGGAAUGGUAGAGUGAUAGGUGCGUGUGGCUUGACUGUGUAGUUGU
Molecule: messenger RNA, 2308 nt
Organism: Toxoplasma gondii ME49
Lineage: Eukaryota; Apicomplexa; Conoidasida; Eucoccidiorida; Sarcocystidae
Exons: 2
Coding region: 1284-1730 (148 amino acids)
Source: RefSeq, a predicted model, not a curated record